Messenger RNA from Alexandromys fortis (reed vole), 2909 nucleotides. RefSeq names its product tight junction associated protein 1 (gene Tjap1). Gene Ontology annotation, biological process: Golgi organization. The record is from RefSeq and is a predicted model, not a curated record. The transcript has 9 exons. Lineage: Eukaryota; Metazoa; Chordata; Mammalia; Rodentia; Cricetidae. Bases 689 to 2311 code for a protein of 540 amino acids. Gene Ontology annotation, cellular component: trans-Golgi network.
UCUUCUUCAUUUUUGGCUUUUGAUUUUGUUGAGACAGGAUUUCUCUGUGUAGCUCUGGCUAUCCUGGAACUCACUCUGUUGACCAGGCUGUCCUCAAACUCACAGGGAUCUGCUUGCCUCUGCCUCCUGAGUGCUAGGAUUAAUAGUGUGCACCACCACUGCCUGACUAGAUUCUCUUCUUGGUUGGGAGGUUGAGGUUUUCCUUGGCUUGGCCCUGGAGACUUCUUGGUAAGAGAGCGGAGCAAACUAAGUGCCAGGUUCAGGAAUCUGUGCAAUGAUGUAGUUCCCACUGGUCACUGUUGCUCUGGGAAGUGGAGUUUGGUCUCUUACCUGUUUCCACUCAGAGUGUCAGGUGGACUUUAGCCGAGAACUGGGAGGGUGCCUCAGCGAGAUGGGGCAGGUCCUGGCCUUCGCCGGGAGAUUGUCUGGCAUGGAGACGCUGCUACCCUAGGCCUUUCCUCGGUACUUGGAACAGAGACGGAACAUCUGACAAUCCCAAGAAGAUCCGUUACCUUAUUCUACCUGGUGGUCCAGCAAGGAGCUCCUUACAUAAACUGUGUCUCCAGGAGCUCUUGGCUAGAGGAAGUGGAGGGGCUGUGGGAUGUGGAGAGCCGAAAGCUAACUCCAGGACAGCAGAACAGAGAGAGCUGCCAACGAACAGACGGUAGACAAGCCUGCACUUUCCAGAAUGACCAGUGCUGCCCCUGCUAAGAAACCUUACCGGAAGGCACCUCCAGAGCACCGAGAGCUGCGCCUGGAAAUCCCUGUGUCCCAGGUCGAGCAAGAGGAGGCCCUGACUGACGCAGAGAGGAUGAAACUUUUGCAGCAGGAAAAUGAAGAGCUUCGUCGGCGCUUGGCCUCGGCCACCAGACGCACCGAGGCCUUGGAGCGGGAGCUGGAAAUAGGGCAAGACUGCCUGGAACUGGAGUUAGGCCAGAGCCGCGAGGAACUGGACAAGUUUAAAGACAAAUUCCGCAGGUUGCAGAACAGCUACACAGCUUCCCAGCGGACUAACCAGGAGCUGGAGGACAAGCUGCAUACGCUGAUCAAGAAGGCUGAGAUGGAUAGAAAGACGCUGGACUGGGAGAUUGUGGAGCUUACUAACAAGCUACUGGAUGCCAAGAAUACCAUCAAUAAGCUGGAAGAGCUCAAUGAGCGAUACCGGCUGGACUGCAACUUGGCUGUGCAGCUUCUCAAGUGCAACAAAUCCCACUUCCGGAACCACAAGUUUGCUGAUCUGCCCUGUGAGCUGCAGGACAUGGUUAGGAAACAUCUGCGGAGUGGUCAAGAGGCUGCCAGCCCCAGCCCUUCUUCCAGCCUGGCCGCAGGGGCUGUGGUGCCUACGUCAGUCAUUGCCCGGGUCUUGGAGAAACCGGAGUCUCUCCUGCUCAAUUCAGCCCAGUCAGGCAGUGCUGGACGCCCCUUGGCUGAGGAUGUCUUUGUGCAUGUGGACAUGAGUGGGGAUGCGCCAGGUGACUCAGCCCCUGGCAGUCGCUCUCCACAACCCAAUGGGGAAUGCUGCUCUGUGAGCACUGCAGGAGGCUCCCCAGAGGAGGAGCUGCCCCUGCCAGCCUUUGAGAAGUUGAGUCCCUACCCUACCCCUUCUCCGCCACACCCAUUGUAUCCUGGGCGGAAGGUAAUAGAGUUUUCUGAGGAUAAGAUUCGGAUUCCACGCAACAGCCCCCUCCCCAACUGUACUUAUGCCACGCGACAGGCCAUCUCCCUGAGCCUGGUGGAGGAGGGGAGUGAGCGGGUCCACCGCAGCCCCGUGCCUAGCAGUCCUGCCUCAGUCCAAGGCUCACCCCAUCACCAGCCUAGUCCAGCCCCCUCAGCACUCAGUGCCCCAGCCAGCUCAGCCAGCUCUGAAGAGGAUCUGCUGGCCAGCUGGCAGCGUGCAUUUGUGGACCGCACCCCGCCUCCUGCCGCUGUGGCCCAGCGCACAGCCUUCGGACGUGACGCACUCCCUGAACUACAGCUUCAUUUCUCCCCGAGCCACGCUGAGGCCCCACAAACCUCUCCACGCAAUGAGAGUGGACUUUUGCUACCAACACAGCCUGACUCUGCCUUUCCCAGGGAAGAGGAAGAGGAAGUGCUGAACCUGCCUGUCAGCCCCGAGGAAGAGCGCCAGAGCCUGUUGCCUGGUAAUGAGGGCACAGGGGAAGGACCUAGUACUUCCCACAUUGAUGGCAGGGCCUGGCCACUCCCCAGUUCCAGCCGCCCCCAGCGCAGCCCCAAGAGAAUGGGAGUUCACCACUUGCACCGCAAGGACAGCCUAACGCAGGCCCAGGAACAGGGCACCCUGCUCAGCUAAGCCCACUUGCCUUCCUGCCACCACCCCUCAGGGCUACAGACGGCUUCUGAACCCUUUCCUCAGACCUGGGUAGCUGUGUCCUAUGUGAGUGAGGCCCACACCAAAUCUUGCACCUGCGUCGGCACUGACUGGUACCAGCUCGCCUCCUGAUUUUUUCCUUUCCUCUUGGGGUGCUUGUUCUCCAAGGGUAGUGAGAGUCCUGAGCUCUUCCCGCCAUUCAGUCUGCCCAGGUGUUUCCAUGGGGAAGCACCCAGCUUGCCAGUGUUCAUUUUCCAUUCCUCUUUCGUAUCCAAGAGCUUUGGUUGUUAGGGGAGUGUCUCACUGAAGCUACUGACCUCUGAUUACUCUUUCCGCUGCAUGAGCUGCUCUUAGGCGUGGCCCAGCUGGCCCUAGGGACAAGGGUGGACUCACUCAGGGCUCCCCUCUGCUGUUCCCACGAUCCCUUCCAGAGAGAGGGUGGGACUUUAGGGGCCACAAGCUAGGCUCCAGGUGAGGCCUGGCUCCUCUUAACCUUGGCUCUAGACUGUUACUCUGAGAUUUGGAAAAUUUUUCACAUUAAUGACUUUUAAAAUCAAAUAAAACUUAUUUUACAGGUAUA